Molecule: messenger RNA, 788 nt
Organism: Coffea eugenioides
Lineage: Eukaryota; Viridiplantae; Streptophyta; Magnoliopsida; Gentianales; Rubiaceae
Product: subtilisin inhibitor CLSI-I-like
Exons: 2
Coding region: 35-331 (98 amino acids)
Biological process (GO): response to wounding
Molecular function (GO): serine-type endopeptidase inhibitor activity
Source: RefSeq, a predicted model, not a curated record
CAUUGUUUGAUCUAAAUUUUAAAGCUUAUCAGUCAUGGCUGAAGAGGAUAGCAAGCAAAAUGCAAUCUCCAACGACCAACCUCAGCAGCCAUUACCAACCUUACCAGGAUACCGGUAUGGUGGUGGUGGAUCAGGUGAGAGAAAAACAUGGCCGGAGUUGGUGGGAUUAACAAGUGAAGAAGCAGAAAGAAGGAUCAAGGAAGAGAUGCCUGGAGUUAACGUUCAUGUGAUUCCGCCUGAUUAUUUCGUUACAAUGGAUUUCAGAACAGACCGGGUGCGAAUCUUCACUGACUCCUCAGGAAAAGUCUCACGGGCACCUAUGAUCGGUUGAUUUUGGGGAAGAUUCGUCUCUGCCAGGAAUGAUACAUAUCUUACUAGUAUCGACUACUGUUUCUGCUUUUUCUACAACUUGGUCAGCGUUAUAUCCAAGAAACUAGAAGGAAGUAGGAACUCGUGUCUGGCAGGAUUGAAUCCCUGAUUCCCUUGUGUUGUUCUCCACAUCCUUGGGCAGUUCAGGCUUGAAUUCUUGUUCUGGAUCGAAUUUUAUGUAAAGAAACAAACACGCAAGUGUUUUUGUAUUUCCUUUGUGAAAGACCAAUCUUGCAUCCACCUGUACUCCGUAACCUCUAGCACAUGUUGCAUUAGAUUGGGUGGCUUAAUCGUUGAAUAAAGUUCAGAAGGUUGAGAUGGGAAUUGAUAGUAGUACCCAAAAUGCAUUCCUUUUUAUUCUGCUGACUUUUUGGCUGCAAAAAGUUUAGUAUUCCACUUCAAGAAACUAAUCAUUCAGC